AUGUUGCUACGAGUUCGUGGCCCCGACGGCAUGGUCCGCCUGACCGUGGAGCCGACGACGACAUUUGGUGAAAUGGGACAGCAGCUGCUUCCCCAUCUCCCGCCCACGGUCGACCCCAAGACGAUAAGCAUGUCCAACUCCCCCAAGGGUGGCGACGCGAAGCGCCUCGGUGAUAUUGUCAAUUUCAAGAUCGGCCAGAUUGGUCUCUCCCAUGGCGACCUCAUCUUCAUCACAUACCAGCAAAAGAGCGAUGACGCAAACGGCUCGAACGGCAGCGCGCCCAUCAACACGGGCAAGCUCAACGGGAAACCCGUAAUGCCCGGCGAGGACUUUCCCGUCGACACAAAGGUCGAGAGAAUAGCCAGACCCUGGGAGGUUGUCAAGCAGUCUCCCCUCGACGACCGCCUCGACCGACAGACCGGCAAAAUUCCCCGCGGCCGCGACCACAAGAUGUGUCGCCACGGCCCCAAGGGCAUGUGCGACUACUGCCAGCCCCUCGACCCCUUCGACUCAACCUACCUCGCCGACAAGAAGAUCAAAUACCCUUCAUUCCACUCCCAUCUGCGCAAAGUCAACUCGGCCACCAACAAACCCGAGCUGGGCAGCUCCUACAUCCCGCCGCUGGCCGAGCCCUUUUACAGAGUCAAGCGUGACUGUCCUUCUGGUCAUCCGCAGUGGCCCGAGGGUGUUUGCUCAAAAUGUCAACCCAGUGCCAUCACGCUGAACCCACAACCGUUCCGUAUGGUCGACCACGUUGAAUUUUCGAGCCCGUCCAUCAUUGACGGUUUUAUCGACGCUUGGCGUAAGACGGGCUCCCAGCGACUAGGGUAUCUAUAUGGACGGUACACCGAGUAUACAGAGGUGCCUCUCGGAACAAAGGCUGUCGUGGAGGCUAUUUACGAGCCGCCACAGGUCGAUGAGAUGGACGGCGUGUCACUCAAUGCCUGGGAGAACCAAAAAGACAUUAAUUAUGUCGCCAAGCUGUGCGGCCUGGAGCCUGUGGGUGUCAUCUGGACCGAUCUACUCGAUGCCGGUCAGGGCAACGGCUCUGUAAUCUGUAAGCGACAUGCCGAUUCUUAUUUUCUCAGCUCUCUGGAGACGUGCUUUGCCGCGCGCCUGCAAGCACAGUAUCCCAAGGCGACGAAAUGGAGCGACACUGGCCGAUUUGGCUCUAGCUUUGUUACUUGCGUCGUCUCGGGUAACGAAGAUGGCGAGAUUUCCAUUUCCGCCUACCAAGCUUCCAACGACGCCGUCGAAAUGGUGCGGGCUGACAUCAUUGAGCCCUCCGCCGACCCUACGCAGAUGCUGGUACGCAGCGAAGAGGAAGAUGACGGCUCAACAAGUCGCACACGCUACAUUCCUGAAGUCUUCUUCCGCAAAGUCAAUGAAUACGGCGCCAACGUGCAAGAAAAUGCCAAGCCCGCAUUUCCCAUUGAAUAUCUCUUUGUUACUCUGACACACGGCUUCCCCGCCGACCCGAAACCAACAUUCACGCAAACAGGCUUCCCUAUAGAAAAUCGCGAAUACAUUGGCGAGAGCCAAGAGCACACGGCCGUUGCCAAGGCGCUGGGCAUGAAGCCGGGCCAGAAGACAAGCGACAACUGUCAGGAGGUCUCAAACUUUCAUCUGUUGUGCUUCCUGCAUCAAAUGGGCACCAUGUCCAAGGACGAAGAAGCCCUCCUUUGCAAAGUGGCUAGCGAGCACGAUCUUGCCGACUCGUUCCAGCUGCGCUCCACAGAGGGAUGGCAGACUCUGCAGGCCAUCCUUCAAUCGACUGGCUAA
Messenger RNA from Akanthomyces muscarius, 1782 nucleotides. RefSeq lists its product as uncharacterized. The record is from RefSeq and is a predicted model, not a curated record. Gene Ontology annotation, molecular function: ubiquitin binding; ubiquitin protein ligase binding. NCBI's taxonomy places the organism in Eukaryota, Fungi, Ascomycota, Sordariomycetes, Hypocreales, Cordycipitaceae. Gene Ontology annotation, biological process: ubiquitin-dependent protein catabolic process. The coding region runs from base 1 to 1782 and encodes 593 amino acids. The transcript has 5 exons. Gene Ontology annotation, cellular component: nucleus.